Camponotus floridanus (Florida carpenter ant) is the source of this 926-nucleotide messenger RNA. RefSeq lists its product as uncharacterized. NCBI's taxonomy places the organism in Eukaryota, Metazoa, Arthropoda, Insecta, Hymenoptera, Formicidae. Gene Ontology annotation, cellular component: extracellular matrix. The transcript is spliced from 3 exons. Bases 27 to 608 code for a protein of 193 amino acids. The record is from RefSeq and is a predicted model, not a curated record.
CUCAUCUGGCCGUCUGAAAUACCGUAAUGGUGGAGAUGACUUUCAAGGUCAACGUCGCGCUAACCAUCGGCCUCGCCCUGGUCAAUCGAUCAAUCACCGGCGUGAUACCGCUGGACAGCGGCGCUCACCACGAUCAUCGCGUCUCGGUCGCCAGUUCGUACAUGCACUUCCACGGGCCGGUGGAGGGUCCGGAGUACGAGGUGAAAGUGCCGCACGUUGUCGUCGACCACUUCGCCGAGCACAAUUAUUUACACGGCCAGGACCAUCAGGAACAUCGCCAGCAUGACGGCUACACGGUCGAUUACGUGGGGAAUCCCAAGUACGACUUCUCGUAUGGUGUCGAGGAUCAUCAUACAGGCGACUUUCACGGCCAGAAGGAAUCCAGGGACGGAGGUAGCGUGUCUGGAGAAUAUAGCGUGAAAGAUCCAGGUGGCACUUUUCGGGUCGUCAGCUACCACGCGGACAAGGAGGGAUUUCACGCGGUGGUGCACACCUCCGGGAAAAACGAUCAUUCAGGCGGGGUAUACGGCGGUCAAGGACAAGAAACGGAAUCCCAAAGUCCCUUUCAUGAAUACGCCGCCGCGCUAUCCGCACACGCGGGAUAUUGAGUGACAUCAGCGAUGGCAAUUAUGACUGAUCGUUUUCGCGCGCGUACCUGGUAUAAUUAAAUUCUUCCUCCUAGAUUGUCAAUAUUGAUGCGUGUCCAUUUUGUAUACCAAAGGCAACAACAUGCUAUCCGUUCGAUAUUAUAAAUACGCAGAAAUAACGCACCGUUGUAAAUAUUGUUUAUCCUCUCCAAUAUACGAUACAAGCUCAAUAAAAGGUACAUAAUUAUUUUGCUUAUAUUAUACAUGAAAGUUAUUGAUAAAACGUGAUAAACAUAUAAACUGCGCAUAAAUAAGGAUUUAUGCAAAGCUAAUAGAAUU